CCGCGAAUGUGAGACGUCCAGAACUCACUCGUGUGUUGCACGCGACACCCACCCGAAAAGGCAAGUCAACGGCGACCCGGUUGCCUGCUUGGGACGAGCAGUAGAUUCGUCACAGCAGAAUAGGCUGUCGUUCCUGACUGUUUAUCCCGCUCACAUAUGUUAUUUGAACAGUUGGGUAAUUGGCUCCGACUACCCGUGCGCUUUCCGGUUUCGAGGCAGAGACUCAGUAGGAGCAUCUUUUGUUGAUCUCUCUGCGAGAACGAAUCGACUUGGCUGAGACCUGUGGCGAGUGCGAGCCGAAGGGGGGCACCCCCACGGUAACUGGCAGAAAUCGGUUCAGACAGCUGCUUUUAAUUCCGAGACUAGCCGGCUGUCUUUUCCCGCACACCAAAGAGUGAUUCUUUUGCUUCGUCGCAUACCUCGAGACACAGUUCGUCUUUUCCGACAUACACCUUAGAACCGGUGUUACAGCACAGCAGGACGUGCUGCGCGACGAGGCGUGUGCUGUUUCCAAGCUCGUCCAGCUGCGAUUUGCUGUCUCUUCGGGGUCGUUUCUUUUCUCACGGGUCUUCUCUGCAAACAGUUCAGUUUGCGUCCUCUUUACUUGUUUUCGCUAACAAAAUGGGAACCGUUUGCACGAAGAACAGAGUGGACACAACCAAGACAGCUGGCACCUCGAAAGCAACAGCUGACGAGGCUGAGCGAACAGUCGCUGUUGAGGAGGGUCUUAAAGCAGCCAAGGAAAUUGAGGCUUUGACAGGUGCUCCCGCUGCGGUUACCAGGGACGGAGAAGUUAUCGCAGCGAUCGAUGAAGAAGAUCGGAAGCAACUGAAUGAAGAACGAACGAACAGCGUCGAUGAAGCAGCUGCUGCUGUGGUCCAGCAGUCUCCGGAACCGGCUGCGGUAAUUCGCAAGGAAGAAGUCGUUACAGUAAAGAGCGAUAAUGGAGACACUCGUGUCCAUGUAGCUGUUGUGGAAGCGGUUAUCAGAAGUGAUCUGCCGGAUCUUCCUGAUCAUGUCGAGAAUGUUUCGGCUGAGGAUCUGGAACUGCUUCGUCAGGCUCGCAAGCAGGUGAUGGCGGUAGGCGGGCCUGUUGUUACGGACAUCACGAAGUCGGAUCAGCAGACCUCCCAAAUCAACAAACCAAGUGCGUCGGCUUACGGGUACCUUCUGUUUUUGCCUGACAAGGGCGGAAGUCUGACCCUUCUUUGGUCGAAGCAACAGCUCUCUGCAGAGGAGGAGGAGAACGCUGGCAAAGUCCUCCUGUCUUUUGUUCCUGCUCUCCAUAAAAACGUCCCUCGGAUGAAAUAUGAAAAGAAGGGUGGGAAAACGGAGCUGCUGACCGACAUCGAAGCGAAGUGGAGCGUGUGGAAGGUGAAUGAGAAGCAGAGGUACUACGCGGCAUGGGCUACUGUUCUGAAGGCAGCUAACGAAUACGAGGCGAAAGUGACUGUCAGGGAGUGGACUGAAGAAAUGCCUCCACAGGUGUUUAUUUCUCUUCUUCAUGUUGGACUGGUUGGCAACAAGGUGGCGUCGCUCCCGCGGGGCCAUCCAGUGGAUCUUGGCGUUUUCUCGCACAUCGCCGUUGUUCCUGCAGACAAAAACAAAGAGUUCAAAGACGGUUUCAAUCUUUCAGAGAAGAAGUUCCAAGACUUAGCAGUGGCAGCAGGCGGCGCUGAUCAGCGAUUUGCUCCCAGAGGAAUCGCCACGGCGUUGGGUCAGGAUGAUGUGGUAGCUUGGAUGAAAGAAGACGGUAUUGAUAUUAGUAAGAACGAAAGGGGAUUAACCCUUGAUGGCCGAAUGGUGGACAGAGCAAAUGCGUAGUGGGUGGCUCUAGAACCCCUUCUGAAAGCAUACAUCCUUGAGUGACGUGCCUCUUCCAGGGAUUAAAAUGUCAGUGGACAAAACAUCCAUGGGAAGUUUCAACCUUCUGUUCUGCCGCGAGAUGACUCUCCGCAAUCUCCUUGGGACGCGGAGUAGCUCGCUGCAUCGUUGCCAGCGUUCAAGACUGCGAAAGUGAAAUAAGCGUAUACAGCUGUUGAAGGCGGUGUGGUACCCCGCUGUCUUUCCCUUCACUUCUACUGUAACGAAACUGGAGAACUGUGUAAAAAUGGUAAGGUACAAAGCGUAGCCCUCCCUCACAUUACCUGACAGGUCGUUUUUGUGUACCCGGCGGCGAAUCUCAUCCUUCGUAGACCUUUCUCGGUGGCGGAGGGGUACUGAUAUACAUUGCGAAGACACACGGCAGCAAAGUGGUGGCGGUGUGCUCUUUUAUGGUUGAAAAAGUGUUCAGGACCCGGUUUCCUUCUUGUUGACCAUAAACCGAAGCUCUCAUUUCGUCUAUCCACGGAUGCAGAAGAUGCGGAAACACGAUAGUGUUUCUCGUCGUUUUGUCGGCGGCCUGCCAGGAGACCCGGCUACAUCGUGAUCAACUCUUCGGUUACCUGAUGACUGCCGGCAUCAGGGCAGCAAUCGAGAGACUACCAAGC
Toxoplasma gondii ME49 is the source of this 2489-nucleotide messenger RNA. RefSeq lists its product as hypothetical. Lineage: Eukaryota; Apicomplexa; Conoidasida; Eucoccidiorida; Sarcocystidae. Bases 622 to 1824 code for a protein of 400 amino acids. The record is from RefSeq and is a predicted model, not a curated record. The transcript is spliced from 4 exons.